UUAAACAAUUUAGUGUUAUAUUUUAAAAUGGCGAAGUUGGUAGUUUUAGUGUUGUGUGUUGUGCUUGUGUACACGAUAUCGGCAAAGUAUGUCGAUAAAAGGAAGUGUCCUGAAGUUAGAGCAGUGCCACAUUUCGAUUUGCCACGGAUGUUGGGCGACUGGUUCGUAGUAGAAUAUUAUGCGAGCGCUGAAGAGGCUCUUUCGUACAGCUGUAUGAAAGCUGUUUUCACUGAAGACGACCACGUUCCUACCGCAGAUGGUUCCAUAGAGUUUACUCCAGGAGUUACAAUGAACUUCACCUACCGUUUCGCUGACGAUCCUCUGGGCGAGAAUCUGCUUGGCAACAUCACUUGGAGGGUCGAUUUAAAUGAACCAGCACAUUGGACACAUGCCGAAAAGACAUAUGAUGGUAUAUACAACACAUAUGUACUAGAUACAGAAUAUAAGACAUGGGCACUACUCCUUCACUGCGCAGAGCAGACGGAAGGCGCCAGAUAUUUGAGCGCAUUCGUCCUAUCACGAAACACAACGCUGCCGAAGAACGUCAUGGCUUAUUUAAGGGAUAAGUUGCCAAGAUACGACGUUGACGUCAACUACGUGUUCCCGAUCCCACAUAAAGACUGUUCCACAAAACCACCCAUGUUCGAUUACUCGCCUAUUCUUGUGGAAGUUGGUAGCAAAGUUCCGAAGCGGCCAGGAGUUAGCUACAAAGUGGCAUUUGGACAUUAAAUACCUAGUAUAUUAAUAAAAA
Molecule: messenger RNA, 751 nt
Organism: Spodoptera exigua (beet armyworm)
Lineage: Eukaryota; Metazoa; Arthropoda; Insecta; Lepidoptera; Noctuidae
Source: the annotation of a GenBank genome assembly